Molecule: messenger RNA, 1628 nt
Organism: Oncorhynchus nerka (sockeye salmon)
Lineage: Eukaryota; Metazoa; Chordata; Actinopteri; Salmoniformes; Salmonidae
Product: tumor protein D54-like
Exons: 9
Coding region: 228-953 (241 amino acids)
Cellular component (GO): cytoplasm
Source: RefSeq, a predicted model, not a curated record
UCCGGUGCGAGACGUAAUGAAUACACCCCUUGUUCUUGUACGUCUCACUCGACGUGUUUUGUUAUUGUAGAAUCCUGUCAAACACACGGAGAGGCUCAAAGGUUUCAAUUGAUUGAGUGGACGGCGCUGUGCUAGCCACCUUUAAAAAUAUAUAUAAUCUAACUUACAUAUUUAUUUUUGUUUGUUGCUAUAAAGCUCCCCCAAAAAACUCCGCUCAAUUCGACGCCAUGGACGUUGGUCAAGCAUGCCCCCCUGCCCCCACUCUCUCUCUUGACCCAGACAUCAACCUGAACUCUCCCAACAAGGGCCUGGGCCCUGCAGGAGGAGCAGACCCUCUGACUGAUGUCCCCGUGGAGGGCGGAGCCGUGGGGGUAUCCUCCAUCAACACGUUACCCCCGGGGCUCACAGAGGAGGAGGCUGAGGAGAUCCGCUCUGAGCUAGUCAAGGUGGAAGAGGAGAUCAGCACCCUGAGACAGGUGCUCCUGGCCAAAGAGAAGCAUUCUGCUGAGCUUAAGAGGAAGCUGGGGCUGAGCCCCCUCAACGAGCUCAAACAGAACCUCACCAAGGGGUGGCAGGACGUCCAGAUCUCUAAUGCAUAUCUUACAGCGUCUGCAACUUUGGAUGAAAUUGCCCGAUCUGAAGCGUACAAGAAGACUCAGGAGACCCUGUCUGUGGCGGGACAGAAGACCACUGCUGCCUUCUCCACCAUGGGAACUGUCCUCAGCAGGAAACUGGGAGACAUGAGAGCGCUGCCGUUCUCUAACUCCUUUAGUAGCAACUACUCCAUCCGCCAUUCGAUAAGUAUGCCAGCGAUGAGAAACUCUCCAACCUUCAAGUCGUUUGAGGACAAAGUUGGAAACAUCAAGUACAAGGUGGUUGGAGCCAGAGGUAACGGUGAAGCUGUCCAGUCCCCGACCGACACGAACCCUGUUCAGGACAACGCACCCUUCUGAAGAUCCCCCACUCCCCUCCUCCUCUCUCUCAUCACCGGGACUGUGACAUCAUCAUUAAGCGCCUCAUCACUGAGUGACACAUGACCUUUGGCCUAAAGAAGUCACCCUCUAAUCUCCACAUUACUCACUACUGCCUCCCUCGCCUGACCUGGAAAACGUAGUGCCCUAUAUCAUUAAUACUACUGCCCAGUCCUAAAUCACCCCCUAGCCCCUACUCCGUAGCCCCUACCCUCUCACUUGUGGAGAACUGAAAGGACUGGAGGGAUGUGUGCAGUAUGACAACAAUUCCACCUAUGCUAUGACAGGUCAAGGUGGGAGCCACUACUAUAUUGUUUAAACCAAUAGGUUGAUUUGUUGCAUAUGGCUUACUCUUAUCUAGUUCCCUCAGAUCUCCACAAGUGCCUAGGAGGUUAGGGGCUAAAGGUACGUUUGGAAUCUCCCUCCUCGCCUACCAAGAGCAUGUGCAUAUCUCAUCUCACUGUGCAAAUACAAACUACCGCAAAAUACAACCUGAGGUUACAUAACAUCAACUCACCACAGCUUGUAAAAAAUAAAAAGACAACUACGGUAAACCAUUUUGUAUUAUAAAAUAAUUUUACACUGCUUUGCAUAAGGUUUUUACAUGACUUAUCUGUAUGUAUAAAUAUAUAUGAAUAAAUAUAUUGUGAACCAUUA